CAGGAUUAGCACGAUAUCACAAUGUCGAGUUCAAUUUAUGACACGUAUAACUUACCAAAUACGAGUAAAAUGUAUGGGAAUCCAAUCUGCCAUGUGUAUAUUGCUGAUGGGUUCCAAGAAGAUUGUGAGAAUUUGAUACAGAAGUGUAUAAUGAAACAUGAUGUACUGGAGUACCAUAUGUUCUGCAGAAUAUGGAAGGAAAUGAACAUGGGAUGCCUUUAUCAGGGUAGAACGUCAGCAGCUGAAGUAGCAGAGUUAUCAGAGGAAGUGUUGCACAUAGCUAAACAUUAUAUGGUUGCUGAUACUACUAUCUUUGAGGAAUCGGUAGCCGGUCUAUUUUUGGUCUACAGUCUUAUGCAUUUACAACCAUAUAAAAAUUUCGCAUCUUUACGUCUCGUACCGGAAGAUAUCCCAGCUAUUCAACGUAUAGAGUCAGUUGCUAGGAGAGAGAAACGGUACGAUGUUUUGUACAUACUGGCAUCUGUGCUCAUUAAAGGACCGUGCCAAUUCCACGCUGCGGAGAGAGAAAGAGGCAUGGAGCCUGCAAUUAAAAAGUAUUUGGAUGGUUUUAAAAGUAUUGACAGUGUGAGGGGAGUGCGAUCUAAGGGUGUAUUCUACCGACAGACCGAAGAACUGGAUCUCAUCAGGGAGCUUGGAGUUAUCACAAAGAAAUAUAGUGAGACCAAGGCACAAGUAAUGGGCAAAGGCCGUGUGGAUCAAAGUCUUCAGUAUAUUAAUGAAAAUUUAUCUGAUGAAUUGAGUUCAUCACUUAAAAAUUUAUUAAAUGGAUUCCAAGAUGAUGAUGAAGAUAUUGAUGAUGAAAAUGUAAAAACUGAAAGGGAACAUGUGAAUUCAGUUGAAGAAAUUAAAAUGAAAGCGAUGAAAGAAGCUGUGAAUCCUGUUAAACAUCUUACAGGCAUUGUGGAUAGAAAACAAUUAAAGAAAUCAAAAAAGGAAAAGCAAAUUAAAAUUGAUGAUAAAGAGUCAGAAACAUGUGCUAUAGAUAAAAAAAGACGACCUUCACCCAAUGGGAAUAAAAAUAAAAAACACAAAGUGAACGAAGACGAUGCAAAUGUUAAAAGUGAAGAAGCCGAAAUAGAAUUACAUAUAUCAUAUUCUGAUAGAAGUGAAUCCAGUGAAAGUGAUAAUGAAAAUACAGAAAAUGUAGAAUCCACAGUAAAAUCUUUACCAAUGUUAAUAAAUGAUAAUGUUGGAGCAUAUGAAAUAGAGAUUAUAGAUGAAAGUCAAUCAAACGAAGUAACCGAGCAAUCAGUGUUGCCAAAUAGUAGUGUUGAUGUCAAUAUACCAACUGUACCAUUGACAAAGGUUAAAAAAGAAAAAAUAACGAAAAAUAUAUCAAAAAAGAGCCACUUGAAGUCAAGAUUGAGUCGCUUGGGGAUGUUGAAAGUUGCAAGUUUAGAUAAAAAUUAGUUAUUACAGUUUCCCGCGACUUCGUCUGCGCGGAAUAAAAAGA
Molecule: messenger RNA, 1474 nt
Organism: Papilio machaon (common yellow swallowtail)
Lineage: Eukaryota; Metazoa; Arthropoda; Insecta; Lepidoptera; Papilionidae
Gene: Pbp45
Exons: 8
Coding region: 22-1431 (469 amino acids)
Biological process (GO): snRNA transcription by RNA polymerase III; snRNA transcription by RNA polymerase II
Cellular component (GO): snRNA-activating protein complex
Molecular function (GO): sequence-specific DNA binding
Source: RefSeq, a predicted model, not a curated record